CCCAAAAACACGCUUCUCCGUAAUAUGCCAGAGAAGGAUAAGCUCCAAGAGACUCCUGCGACUGCGGCACGCGCGUAUUGCGUACGAAAUGAAGAUACAGUAAGGAAAGCGUGGCAGAGAGAGAGGAAGAAGAUGGGGAUAGUAAGAGUGCAAAAAGGGGGGCAGAAUAAGAUCCUCCGUCCUGAUUAAUAUCACAUGCGAUUAAUAGCGGGAA
Molecule: messenger RNA, 214 nt
Organism: Hyaloscypha bicolor E
Lineage: Eukaryota; Fungi; Ascomycota; Leotiomycetes; Helotiales; Hyaloscyphaceae
Exons: 3
Coding region: 25-189 (54 amino acids)
Source: RefSeq, a predicted model, not a curated record